CGUUGUGUUUCAAUGAAAUAAAAAAUGCCGAGAUAUUUACUGGUGUUGGUGGUGCUUUUCAUUGAGGUGUAUUCAUCGCCAAUCAAACACAAAGCGGUGUCAAGCUGCCAAGCCUGCCAUGGCGUAGAUCCCAACAAAAUUAAUGUUCAUCUCAUCCCUCAUUCACACGAUGACGUCGGAUGGUUGAAAACUGUUGAUCAAUACUACUACGGAAGUCACAGCGAGAUACAAAAGGCCGGAGUACAAUACAUUAUUUCAUCAACUGUUGAAGCACUCAAAGCGGAUCCGGAUAGGAGAUUUGUUCAGGUGGAAACAGCGUUUUUCUGGAAGUGGUGGCAACACCAGCCCGAUACCAUCAGACAAGAUUUCAUUGAUUUGGUCAACAGUGGACAAAUUGAAAUUAUCAAUGCGGCCUGGUCUAUGAAUGAUGAAGCGGCUGUUAAUUAUCACUCGACGAUUGAUCAGUUCACCUAUGGUCUUAAAAUAAUUAAUGACACUAUUGGAAAAUGUGGAAUCCCGAGAAUCGGCUGGCAAAUUGAUCCGUUCGGUCAUAGUCGGGAACAAGCCUCAAUUUUUGCACAGUUGGGCUAUGAUGGUGUUUUCUUUGCCAGAAUUGAUUACACUGAUCGGGAUCAAAGAAUUGCCGACAAAAAUAUGGAAGUUAUUUGGAGAGGCAGUGCCAACUCUGAGAAUAUCAAUAUUUUUACUAACGUUUUUCCCGAAUUUUAUUAUCCUCCCGCUGGUUAUUGCUUCGAUAUUGAGUGUGGAGAUGAGGUUAUUAAUGACGAUACUAAAAGUCCUGACUAUAAUGUUCCACAACGUGUUGAAGAAUUCCAAAAGAAAGUCGAGUCAUUGGCUGCAUUCUACCAAACUAGCAAUCUUCUGAUCCCCAUGGGAGGAGACUUCCAGUAUCAGUCAGCAGAGAAGAACUUUAUCAACAUGGAUAAACUUAUAGCUGGUUUUAAGGGCAAUGACAAAAUUAACAUAAUUUACUCAACCCCGUCUUGCUACAUUAAAGCAGUGAAUGAUGAGGCCACUAGCAAAAAUAUCAAAUUCACUUUAAAAACUGACGAUUUCUUCCCAUACGGCUCUGCUUCACACUGUUACUGGACUGGAUACUUUACUUCACGUCCCAAUGCCAAACGAUUUGAAAGAACAGCCAACAACAUUUUACAAGCUGGGAAACAAUUGGCAUCUUUCUCAAAAGUCAAAGGAACUGAUUACGACGACGAUUUAACACUUUUGAAGCAAGCUGUUGGUAUUUUGCAACACCAUGACGCCAUCACUGGCACCGCCAAAGAAGCAGUGGCUAAUGACUAUGCCAGACUUUUGAACAAAGGUAUUAAGAAAGCUGAACCCUCAUUGAACGUUAUAGUCACAAACCUUCUCAAAAAAGAUGCGUCUUCUGAUAUCAAUCUCAACUUGGAGACUUGCUUGUUGUCAAAUGUUAGUAUUUGUGAGAUUACCAAAUCUGAGCGAUUUAUUGUAUCAAUUUACAACCCUCUUGAACGCCCUGUUACACAUUACGUACGUGUGCCUGUACCAGAUGGUACUUACAAAAUCACAGGACCUGAUGGUGAAGUAACUGUUGAUAUCGUUGACAGUAUAUCCAGUUUUGAAUACAUUGAUACAAAUUUCGGAACUCCAAGUCCCAAAGAACUGGUCUUUGCCGCUAAUGAUGUUCCCGGUUUUGGGAUCAGACUGUAUUAUGUUGAAAAAACUUCUGCAAAAUCGCGUCCAGUGAAACAAUCACCCAAAGUUAAAUUCGGCACUGAUACAACUGGGUUUGAAAUUGAUGAAAAAACCGGUCUUUUGAAAUCUGUUACCAUGAACGGACAAACUGUGGAAAUCACUCAACAAUUCUUAUAUUAUAACGGUUUUAAUGGAGACAAUAAUGGCGAUGAUAAACAAGCGUCUGGAGCUUACAUUUUCCGACCCAAGGAAAAUGAAGCUACAGUUGUUAGUGAUUCAGUGACUGUUACUUCAACGACUGGAACUCUGGUCGAUGAAGUCCGUCAACAAGUGAACGACUGGAUUACCCAAAUUAUCAGGGUUUAUAAAGGAGAAAACGACAAUUACAUCGAGUUUGAUUGGCUCAUUGGUCAGAUAGAAGUGGACAACGACAAUGGGAUUGGGCGCGAAAUUGUCAGCCGAUUUACAGUCAAAGACUUCGACAAUGGUGAAUCCUUCUUUACCGACUCCAACGGCCGUGAAUUAAUCAAAAGACAACUCAACAAACGAUAUGAUUACGAAUAUGACUCGACCCUUGAACCAAUUGCCAGUAACUACUACCCUGUGACUUCAAAAAUUGUAAUUCGGGACGAAACCAAAAAAUUGCAAGUUGCAGUUUUGAACGAUCGAGCUCAAGGAGGUGCAAGUUUGCAAAACGGAGCGCUUGAACUUAUGCUUCACAGACGACUUUUGGCCGAUGAUAACAAAGGUGUAGGCGAACCACUUGAUGAUGAAGAAUUUGGGCAAGGUGUAGUUGCACGUGGACAGCUUUACUUGGUUGUUGGUUCAACUGAUAGUAAUGUGAGUGGAGGGAAAUCAACAGCAGCGCAAGAACGAGAAUUGGCUUUGAAGAAAUUGUUGAAUCCGCUUGUACUUGUUGGUGAUGCUUCUUCCGAUGCUUUGUCGUUAGAUAAAGUUCAAAGUGCUCUCAACUUUAAUUUUGAAGGUUUGAAAACCACUCUUCCAGACAAUGUUCAUAUUUUGACUCUUGAGCCGUGGAAAGAUGAUAGUUAUAUUUUAAGGCUGGAACAUAUUCUGGAGAAUAAUGAAGACGCAACAUUGUCAACUACAGCAACCGUGAAUUUGGAAGGUCUAUUUACACUUUUUGAAAUAACCGAAAUUAGGGAAACUACACUUGGUGCUAAUCAAUGGUAUGAUGAAUAUGCAGCUGAAGAUAAGUACAUCUGGGCGCUUAAGGAUGGCAGUUCUGUGUCUAAUAAAGAAGCUCCAGUUACAGUAACUGCAGAUUUGCAAAUUACCUUAGAUCCUAUGCAAAUUCGUACCUUCAUAAUUAAGGUUAAAUAAUAAACGAUUGUUUAGAGAUAAGAAAAUAAAGCUUUUGAAAAAUA
Molecule: messenger RNA, 3080 nt
Organism: Tribolium castaneum (red flour beetle)
Lineage: Eukaryota; Metazoa; Arthropoda; Insecta; Coleoptera; Tenebrionidae
Product: lysosomal alpha-mannosidase-like
Exons: 13
Coding region: 25-3036 (1003 amino acids)
Biological process (GO): mannose metabolic process
Cellular component (GO): lysosome
Molecular function (GO): alpha-mannosidase activity; carbohydrate binding
Source: RefSeq, marked provisional